ACGAGGUAACUAGACGGAUACACACAAAAAUCGAACCGAAAACAGGGAAGAAGGGCCUGAAAAGGAAGAAAGACAACAAUUCAUUUGUCGUCUUCUCUCACUUCUAUCCCAUCGACCUCAUUUCGAGCCCAUUCCACAAGUCAUGUUUCUACCCUUGAGACUAAAUGACCGAGAUCGUAACAGGGACCGGAACAGAAAAAUCUCCUCAUCCUCAUCUACUUCUUCAAAAACAAAGCAUCGUCACCACCGCUCAUCUAUAGGACGACCCAGCCAGCCCUCGACCAAGGAACCAGACGAUUUCGACCCCCCCUCGGCCCGUUCCUCCACCCUUUCCGCCUCCGCUUCCAAGUCCCGUAAGCAACGUCGGUCCUCCAUGCCGGGCGUCGACAGCGCCAGCCGGCCCGUUACGGCAUCCUUCCUCGAGUCGCGAACCAGUCUACCGUACCCUACGUUUUCUAAGGCUCAUAGCAGAGAGGCUGUUACCAAACCAGGCAUCCCUACACCCGAUCCAACCGACCUGACCGAGAAACCCCAGGAGGACGAGACCAAGUCCGAGACCCAGCACCAGUCCUCCGAUACCCAAAAUGCGCCCCCCAGCCCCCCAUUGACAAGCGUGGAUCAGCAUUCGCGCAAGGGAAGCACGGUCGGGGAUAAAGAAGAAAAGUCCACCGAGAAGCCAAAGGAUGGGAAAACUAAAAUUCGUAUCAAGGCAGAAAUAAAUCGGUCAUCGUCAAGCCUGCGUUCGAAAAGGGACGAUUCCAGCAAGACAAGCAAAGCUGUACGACCAGAAACCCCUAAAUCAAAACGCUCAAGUUAUGAAAAGGACACGCCAUCGCGCACCACCAGUCACAAAGCCUCCAAAUCAAAGCUGGAUGAUAGCACUGUUCAUCGUAAGCGGUCGCCUACGAGUGCCGCAGUAUCCCCACCUCGGUCUCCUGCAACGGUUCGCGAUGCUGGCUUAGAAUCCACUAACGGCUCUGACGCAACCAUCGCAGCUCCCCACCAGUCGACCACUUCUAGAAGAGUCAGGAGCCCAGAAAAACCUCCAUCUCGCAACCAAACACGCUCAUCUACGUCUCAUCGCCAUGUUUCUGGAAGUCGAACGCCCCUCGAGAUUGCGAUGGAAUAUGGCCGGCCACCGACUGUAGGCUCUGCAUAUGGUACACCCCCACCGCCGCCGCCUCCACCAGAGAUGCCUCUUUCUAUUCCCCGUGUCGACUACCUACUCCAGAAUGGAGGGCUAGAGCAGCAAGUACCAAAAGCUCUUCUCUUGGGCGCCGGGUUAGCUGAUACGCAGCCUCAUCUCCCAUUCCAGCCUCAUCUUGCCGCGGGCAAGGUGUUUGAGCCAUUCAAUCACCUUCUUGACAAGUACCAGAGUGUUAUGAAUAAGAACGGAUCCUUAGCCGUCGCGACGGGGUAUCGAUCUGUAGCUCGCCGCCUCCUCGACCGGUUGGAAGCGGUUUUCGCCCGCGACAUUUCAUCCGAGUCAUGCAAUUGUUUGAUGUGUGAGAGUGAGCAUUUUGAGGAUCUUCCGUCCGGGGUGAGCUGGGGUGAAGUAUUGGAGUUGGUAUCCGGUCGUCGCGAGCUUCCUCGGUGGCCACCUUUCAUUUUAACAACCGCCGUCAAUGAUGUGGACCUGUCCGGUGAUGAGCACAUCCCCAUGCAAAAGAUGGACAUCGACGUCCCAGAAGAGUAUCGCGAGCACUUUCUUCGACAGUCGCGCAAGACAAAAGUUGCUGUUGACAGGUGGUUAAACGAGCAGGUGGAUCAACCCACAAGUGCACCAGAGGAGGUGGAUGAUGAGACUUUAACCUUUGCUAUGCUAACACACCUUGGCACGGAACAAAGACCUCUCUUCUGUUCGUUGUUGGGUAUUUCGUCAACAUCACCAACCCCACGUCCAGAUGGAGAGCCUCGACCACGACCCCCUGCGCUCGUCUCGUCAUCAUUCGCUAUCCAACGGCUUUAUCGGCUUGGAUCUACUCCUCGAGAUCCCGAGACAACAAUGUAUAUGCUCAGCAACCCAGGAAUUCAUCAUGUUCUGGCCACUCUCGCAGCUAUUAGUGACGAUGAGUGGGACAUUUUGAUUUCGGGUCGCUUUGACGGGUUCCUUCGCAGCGGCGCAGAGGACGCUUUUGCCGCCAAUGGCCCAGCACCGACGCGCUGGGGUAGUAGCCGCUCAACUACUCCCUAUAGCCCUGGAAGAAUGUCUCGCGGCCCAACUCCGAACGCUAUGGAUCCAAAUUACAGACCGACAAGCCAACCGUUCGGCGGGACAGGGUCCCCGGCAUCUUUUGGUGGACCGAUUGCCCUCGAUGAGGAGAUGGAAAUUGCGGCUCUAGCAGAGGUCGAGAGAGACAUAUACGCCGGCAUGGAAGCGCUAGAGGACGCCUUCGAGGCGCUCCAUCUCAAAGCAGAAGCUGUGCGUUUAGCCCUCCGAGAACGCGGUGCUGGAUUGUCAAUUGCAAACCAAAACCGCCGGGGAUCAUUCGUAGAGGCUCGACUGGGUACUCCUGCAUCCCAGUAUCCAUGGGAAAGUGGCACCGACGACGAUUUCCUGGAUGACACUCAAUCUCUCGCUCCGGAUGACUCAGCCAGCAACAUCAGCUCGAACCGACGACGUCGACCGAAACGACGCACCGAACGUCGAACUCCAGCCCCUGUUGAAGAAGAAGACGAAGAUGAGGACGGCUCCCACGCCGGCCGACGAGACGGUCGCGGGUCGCGGAGGAGGUAAAAUCAAUAUCAUUUAAUCCAGCGUAUUUGCCGCUAGGAUAAUUUGAUUAUUUUUCUCAUUGUCUUGUUAAACAAUCAUAUCACUAUAUUCCUGGGGUUAUCCUCUUUUUCUUUUCUUUUCUUUUCUUUUCU
Messenger RNA from Aspergillus ochraceoroseus IBT 24754, 2868 nucleotides. RefSeq lists its product as uncharacterized. Lineage: Eukaryota; Fungi; Ascomycota; Eurotiomycetes; Eurotiales; Aspergillaceae. Bases 143 to 2737 code for a protein of 864 amino acids. Gene Ontology annotation, molecular function: DNA binding. The record is from RefSeq and is a predicted model, not a curated record. Gene Ontology annotation, cellular component: nucleus. The transcript has a single exon.